This is a messenger RNA of Gymnogyps californianus (California condor), 729 nucleotides long. It is a transcript of the gene JPT2, whose product is annotated as Jupiter microtubule associated homolog 2. Gene Ontology annotation, cellular component: nucleus. The transcript has 5 exons. NCBI's taxonomy places the organism in Eukaryota, Metazoa, Chordata, Aves, Accipitriformes, Cathartidae. The record is from RefSeq and is a predicted model, not a curated record. Bases 13 to 579 code for a protein of 188 amino acids.
CUGUCCGCCACCAUGUUCCAGGGCCCCGAGGCCGACUCGGCCAAGCCCAGCUCCAGGGUAUUGAAGCCCCCAGGAGGAGGUUCAAGUAAUCUCUUUGGGGGUGCAGAAGAAGUUUCUUCUUCAAGCAGGCCACACCGGAUGGCAUCCAAUAUCUUUGGAGCAUCAGAAGAACCUCAAAACAUUCCAAAAAGAACAAACCCUCCAGGGGGAAAAGAAAGUGGUAUUUUUGAGGAUUCUAGUUCUGCUCAGCCUCGUCCACGCAUGAAUCCGCCUGGUGGGAAGACAAGUGACAUCUUUGGGUCUCCUGUAUCUACCAGUGUUGUGCGAGCACACCCAAACAAGCCUAAGGAUCACAUUGUCUUGAAAGAAGAUGAAACACCAAAGAAGCUAGAAGCUACAGAAAAUAUCAAACCACAGCUGGAAGAUGGAGGCGAGAAAAAAGAUCUGGGCAAAGAGGAGCGAUGCAAGGAGCCAGAACCCAAGAUAGACAAUCACGAGCCCCGACUAGGGCCAAGGCCACGCUCACACAACAAAGUUCUCAAUCCGCCGGGGGGGAAAUCCAGUAUUGCGUUCUAUUAGGGUCAUCUGUUCACUUUCACUAACGGAGUCUGCACAGAAACUCUUGUCUGUGGGUGCGAGGUCAGUUUAUAGACUAUUGUUUGUGGAUAGAUUCUUAGGCAGAUGGAUGAGGGUUAUGCUACAGUGUGUAGGAAGGAUAACCUGAUGAUU